Anthostomella pinea is the source of this 2361-nucleotide messenger RNA. The record is from the annotation of a GenBank genome assembly. NCBI's taxonomy places the organism in Eukaryota, Fungi, Ascomycota, Sordariomycetes, Xylariales, Xylariaceae.
AUGGCUCCAUCACUCAUUCGAACAGUCGGCGCUGCCGCUGUCGCCUUUGCUGCUUCCGCAAGCGCAACCCAGUCUUAUAAGAUCUCUGAAGUUUACGACGCUACUAACUUCUUUGACAAGUUCGACUUCGUCACUAGUGCGGAUCCCAACGGCGGUUAUGUUCAAUUUCAGAGUUAUGAUGACGCGAAGACUCUUGGGCUCGUCGGCUACCAAGCUGAUGGGAUGUAUAUCGGUGCCGACCAUGCGAACACGUACUCGGUCUCGAGCGGUGGCCGAAAGAGUGUGAGAGUGGAGAGCCACAACGUCUACAACCACGGUCUUGUCAUCGCAGACUUCACACAUCUUCCCAAGCCAACUUGUGGAGCAUGGCCUUCUUUCUGGUUCUUUGGCGAGCCUUGGCCCAGCAAGGGCGAGAUAGAUAUCUACGAGAACUGGAAUGACCUGAACUUCAACCGGCACACCGCACACGUCGACUCUCCCAGCAAGGUGGGCGAGUGCACGAUUGUGAGCGACGGCAUGACGUCGACUAUCGACUCGCCCAACUGCUACGACUUUGCUGAGGGCCAGUGGAACUACCAAGGCUGCUCAGCUUCGGACUAUUCUCCGACAUUUGGUUCUCCCGCUGGCGGCGUCUUCGCCAUGGAGUGGACCAGCGACUACAUAAAGAUCUGGGACUGGACCCGGUCUGCCGUGCCUGCGGACAUCCUGAGUGGCAACCCGGCGCCCAGCUCGCUGUGGGGCACACCGUCGUACAUGAUCAAGUCGUGCGACAUUGAUGCGGCUUUCAAGGACAUGAAGAUGGUCCUGAACAUCGACUUCUGUGGUGUUGCCGGCCAAACCGACAAAUGGGGCGCCAGCUGCAGCGCGUCCACAGGCUACGACACUUGCGCGUCAUAUGUCGCGGCGAAGCACGAUGAUUUCCAGGAUGCCUAUUUCAAGGUGAAGGACAUCAAGUAUUACAAUCUCGUAGAAAACGCUGUUUCGUCAACUUCGUCCGCUGUGUCCAGCACCUCUUCUUCCGUCUCCAGCACCUCUUCGAGAGUCUCCAGCACUUCUUCGAGGGUCUCUAGCACAUCGCCAACGGUUUCCAGCACCUCACCGACUGUCUCUAGCAGAUCGUCGACCAUGUCGACGUCCUCAGCACGAACUAGCUCCGCCACAUCAUCUGCCUCGAUCAGCAGCUCCUCGGCCUCAGUUUCCGUUUCAGCGAGCUCAUCCGCCCAUAUCAUCUCAAGCCACUCCGGCUCUUCACACAUGCCGAGUGUUGUGACCUCAUCUCACCACUUCGCAAACUCAAGCACCACUGCUUCACCGACACCGACUUCAUCCGGAGUCACCGAAAUGACUACGUCGACCAUCUAUGCUACCAGCGUGCACACCAUCACAUCGUGUGCGCCGACUGUCACGAACUGCUUAGCUCGCGGCUACGUGACCACCGAGAUCAUCUCCGUUGGAACCACCGUGUGCCCAGUGACAGCCACUGGCUCCCACCCCAAGCCGACAACCACUGCCGUUGCAGGCGUCCCCGGAGGCUACAUCACGAGCACCAUCGAGGUGACCAAGACCUACACCAUCACGUCUUGCAAGCCCACCGUCACCAACUGCCCCGUCGGCUCCGUCACUAGUGAGAUCUACGUCACGACCACUGUCUGCCCCGUCGACAGCGGCAGCUACGCUACCGGCACCUUCGGCGCCUCGGCCACCGAUGCUGUCACUGCUCCCGGCUCAACUGGAACUGGCUCUGCUGGCACCGGCUCCGACUCUGGCACCGGCUCCGACUCUGGCACCGGCUCCGACUCUGGCACCGGCUCCGGCUCUGGAUCUGGCUCUGGAUCUGGCUCUGGAUCAAACUCCGGCUCUGGAUCCGACUCUGGCAUCGAAAACGGCAGCGCCACCAACCCCGCCACUGUCGUCGCUACCCAGCCUGCUUCGGGAGGCGCGGUCAGCACCUACACGCCCGAUACCACCGCCAUCGCCGUGACAGAGAGAGGCAGCACGAUGGUCGUAGAGACCACGACGACGACCUCGACCAUGUAUCUCGCGACGACGGCCCACAUGUCGGCGGCGGCGGCGAGCAGCAGUGCCGGUGCCGGUACCGAGAGCAGCGGCGGCAACGUCGAGGUCAUCGUCACCGCGACCGUGGUCCCCGUCACCAGCGCCGGGAUGGGCUACAAUGCCACUCUGACAACGUCCGUCUCGCCGGCCAAGGGCACGGCGCCGGGCUCGAUGGGUGGCGGUUAUGCGAGUGGGUGCUAUGGCUCUGGCUGUGAGACUGUACCGGUCACCGUUAGUGGGACCGUCAAGACGGGGGCUAGUGUUGCGCUUAUGGGUUUGGCUGGCUUAUUUGCUCUUGCUAUGUAA